This is a messenger RNA of Lolium perenne, 623 nucleotides long. RefSeq lists its product as uncharacterized. The record is from RefSeq and is a predicted model, not a curated record. Lineage: Eukaryota; Viridiplantae; Streptophyta; Magnoliopsida; Poales; Poaceae.
CCCUCUCUGUCCCAAGCUGGCAAGCUCGGUUACUCCAAAGCGCUACGACCAUUUCUUGCAGCCACGACCAAAGCUAAUGGAGGGGCUCAUCCCGUUCAUCUACAAGGCCAUCAAGGAGAGGAAGACCCGGAGCUACUCAAGGUGCAGCUCCACCGGCUCGGCCCGCGGGUUCGGCGCCGGCGGCGUGGAAGACGGCGACGUGUGGGAGCAGAAGCAGUGGAAGGAUGGUGGCGUGGGGAGGGACCAGAUGACGCACCGGCGUCAUCGGUCGCUGGAGGAGCUCGCCGGCGAGGUGGGAGGGGCGGCGCCGGAGUGGCGCGCGGACGGCCGGAUGAGGAGGGGCAAAAGCUCCAGGAUCUUCUCCUGCAUCGGCGGCAUGUGAUUCGCUGCCUGGUGCGUCGGUACGUGCAAGUGCAAGCGUAGCGUACCGCGCGCGCAGGAUUGUGUGUUUUGAAUUGAUUAGCUCUACUUUGCCCCUUUCAAGAAAAAAUCUGUAAUUAUGAAGGUAUAAGAUGCAGGGUACUAGGGUAGAGUAGAAGAGUUCAUGUUGUUGUGUGUACUCCAAUCUCAAGUGUAUAUACAUGGGUUUUAUGAAGAUGUAAAUGAUGGUGUGUGUUUUUCAA